This is a messenger RNA of Apodemus sylvaticus (European woodmouse), 4664 nucleotides long. RefSeq names its product acyl-CoA oxidase 3, pristanoyl (gene Acox3). NCBI's taxonomy places the organism in Eukaryota, Metazoa, Chordata, Mammalia, Rodentia, Muridae. The coding region runs from base 790 to 2892 and encodes 700 amino acids. The record is from RefSeq and is a predicted model, not a curated record. The transcript is spliced from 19 exons. Gene Ontology annotation, biological process: lipid homeostasis; fatty acid beta-oxidation using acyl-CoA oxidase. Gene Ontology annotation, cellular component: peroxisome. Gene Ontology annotation, molecular function: pristanoyl-CoA oxidase activity; FAD binding; fatty acid binding.
AAAGUCCUGGCUGGACCAGCAGCUGCUUGCUCAGAAACGCCUAGCCAGGGGUGCGCUGAGCAGUUCUGUAGUGACUUCGGGAAUCUACCAACCAGAGCACUAUUUAGGAGUUUCUGGAAAGGAGGUCACCUGGGAAAAUAGGAGCAAUUCUGAGUAAAGUGCACCUUAAAGGAGCCGCGGUCCAACUCUCCAGGAAGUGCUCCCAGAGCCAUGAGAGGCCGGGACCAAAACGUGACAGCUCUGACCGAAGAGUUUCUGAGUAAGCCGGAGGCCCCUAACCAGGCAGAAGGCAACCGGGAUGAAAUCCUUCACUCCAAACCCGGAGCCGCAUUUGAGCUGAGCUCUUGGAAGCGACCGCGUUUCCCUGGCGACGAGGCGGCUCAGAGUGAUGACGCAGGGCUUCAACUAGCAGCGACCCGAGUCAAAGAAGGGAUGACGUCACGUUCCGGGAUGGGGUGGGUGGGGGCCGGGGCGGCACCUCCAGCCUGCUCCGCCCUCAGAGGUCAGGAUAUUCCUGAUCAAUAGAGUCUGUCCUACGCCGCCGGGUUGACUUAGGACCACAAAUCCCAAGCUGGAUCCGGGAGAUGAUUGUUGGUUAGAGCAAAAGCCCUUUGCCUCUAUUGCACAAUGAAUCAGAUCUCUGGAAGAGGAUCCAGUUGAUUCAGAGAAUUCCAGAACAGUACUUUAGUGGAAAGGACUUACCUGCUCUGUGAGUGAGAUCCCUGAGUGUUGAGUGCAGACCAACACUGGAACCUGUAGUUACAGCUUCAGUGAGCAGGUGACGGUACCAUGGGAUCCCCACCAGAAAACAGAGACAGUGCUUUGUGGUCAGACAUCCCCAAGGGCCCCCUUAGUGCCUACCGAGCAAGAGCCUCUUUCAACUCCAAGGAGCUGCAGCUCUUCUGGGACGGCCAGGAUGCACUCCACUUCAAGAAAACCAUCUUCUCAGCUUUGGAGAAUGAUCCUCUCUUUGCCCGCUCAUAUGGGGCCGAUCUGCCUCUAGAGAAGCUACGAGAACUGAACUUUCUUCGCUGCAAGCGAGUCUUUGAAUAUGGCUUCUUCAAAGUAGAGGACCUGCUAAAGAACCCCCUGAAGAUUCUAGUAUUGAUUAACUGCCUGGGCAUGUACGACUGGUCCCUGGCCAACAAAUGUGUCCUCCACAUGUUGGUUUUUGGAUCCACAGUUCUCAGUUCUGGUUCUGAGCAGCAUUUCAAGUACCUUGAGAAGAUCUAUAGCCUGGAGAUUUUUGGCUGUUUUGCUCUCACUGAACUGAGUCAUGGGAGUAAUACCAAGGCCAUGCGAACAACAGCUCACUAUGAUCCUGCUACCCAGGAAUUCAUCUUACAUUCCCCGGAUUUCGAGGCUGCCAAAUUCUGGGUGGGCAACCUGGGCAAGACAGCAACUCACGCAGUAGUGUUUGCCCAGCUGUACAUGCCAGAUGGCCAGUGCCAAGGGCUGCAUUCCUUCCUGGUGCAGAUUCGGGACCCGAAGACCCUGCUUCCCAUGCCAGGGGUGAUGGUCGGUGACAUGGGGAAGAAGCUGGGGCAGAACGGCCUGGAUAACGGAUUCGCCAUGUUCAACAAAGUUCGGAUUCCUCGCCAGAACCUGCUGGACCGUACUGGGAAUGUCACCUCUGAGGGCACUUACAACACACCCUUUAAGGAUGUCCGGCAGCGUUUGGGAGCAUCAUUGGGCAGCUUGUCCUCAGGACGCAUCUCCAUCAUUAGCAUGUCUGUGGUCAACCUGAAGCUGGCCGUGUCCAUAGCCAUCCGGUUCUCGGCCACACGGUGUCAGUUUGGACCCACGGAUAAGGAAGAGAUUCCCGUCCUUGAAUAUCCACUGCAGCAAUGGCGCCUACUUCCAUACCUGGCAGCUGCCUAUGCAUUGGAUCACUUUGCUAAGACAAUCUUCUUGGACCUGAUGGAGCUGCAGCGCUCCCGGCUCAGGGGAGACCACAGUGACAGGCAGGCAGAACUCGGACGUGAGAUCCACGCACUGGCAUCGGCUGGCAAGCCUCUAGCGUCCUGGACAUCCCAGCGGGGAAUUCAGGAGUGCCGUGAGGCGUGUGGGGGACACGGCUAUCUGUCCAUGAAUCGUCUGGGUGACCUCCGAAACGACAACGAUCCAAACUGUACCUAUGAAGGUGACAACAACGUCCUGCUGCAGCAGACCAGCAACUACCUGCUCAGCUUCUUGGAUCAUCCUUUCCAAGACGGAGCUCACUUCACGAGCCCUCUCAAGACAGUGGACUUUCUGGAAGCCUAUCCUGGGAUCUUGGGCCAGAAGUUCACGGGCUCCAGCAAGGCUGACUGGCUGGACUCAGCAGCCCUCCUGGCAGCCUACCACUGGCUUGUGUGUUACCUGCUCCAAGAGAGUCAUCGGAGAUACUGUCAAGAGAAAAAGUCCAGAGGCAGUGACUUCGAAGCAAGGAACAACAGCCAGGUGUACCACUGCCAGCCCCUGGCCCUGGCCUUUAUGGAGCUCACGGUGCUGCAGCGGUUCCACGAGCACACACGCAGCUCCAGCGUGCCUCCAUCUCUGCGCACCGUGCUUGGGCGGCUCAGCACACUCUACGGCCUGUGGUGCCUGAGCCAGCACAUGGCCCUGCUCUACCGAGGUGGCUACAUUUCUGGGGAACAAACAGGAAGAGCGAUGGAGGACGCCAUCCUGACGCUGUGUGUGCAGCUGAAAGACGAUGCGGUGGCCUUGGUGGACGUGAUCGCCCCUUCCGACUUUGUUCUGGGCUCCCCAAUUGGCAAAGCUGAUGGUGAGCUCUAUAAAAACCUGUGGGCAGCUGUCCUGCAGCAGAGAGGGGUGCUGGAGCGUGCCGCCUGGUGGCCCGAGUUCACUGCCAACAAAUCUGUGGCCGACAGGCUGAAGUCCCAGCUGUAGACACAGUUGGAGGGGCAGUUACAGCAGGAGCAGCUAAUCCAGAGGCCUGGACCCAGACACAGCGCUCCAAGAGACACCCAGAUGCCCAUGCUGAAAACUACUUACACCAAACCUUCUCCUUGACCCUGGUCAGCCUGUCGUACCGAUGCUCAAAUGGAGUAUUUGCAAGGGGUUUGCACAGUGUGUCUCCUCAAGGGCCUUGGAAUUUAACAAAGGACUUUGUUAUGCUCUCCUGGGGCUCAGAUAGGAAGGUAAAGUCAGGGCUCACAAUGAAAGCCUUCUGGUGAACUUUGGGAUCCGUGGAAGAUUUUCGAGACACUCUCUUCUCUCUGCUGCUGUCUGAUUCUUUAGCCCUGCUGUGGGGUGGCCAUACUUCUCUUUACCUGCCAUUUACCGCUCUCGAUCAUGGACCAUCAGAAUGAUGUAAUUUGAAGAUUUUUAUGGGAAAAAAUGUUUUAUUAACUCUUAACUCCUUUGGUGGCACCAGAAGUUUCCACUAAGGAAAGUGCUUCCACAGAAGACGUGCAUGGUGGUGGGGGCGUCCAGUCUACUCACCACAGAUGCCCCCAUUAUGUCAGUGACUGCUUGGCAGUGGUUUCAGUCCUUUGAUUUCUAAAACAGAAGAAAUGCCCAGUGCCAUCUGUUCCCACCAAGUGUCCCUCAGCAAAUUCACACACAGUGUGACCCUGCUACACUGACCAUAGCCAGACCCUUGUCUAAAAGGCACAUGUUGUCAUCCCUUCCUGCCAUGGGGGGGGGGGGGUGCCACACCAUUAGUGUUUCUGAUGGGCUGGUCUGAGCCCCAGGUGCUCACUGAGCCCAAGAGCCCCUCUCUUCACCACCUGCUCUUGGUCAGCCAACACCCCCCCUCUGGCUCAGCCCCCUCCCAGAGUCCCACGCCAGCUGAAUGGGAGCCUGCCAGCUGGAGUCUCUGUGGACCAUGAGGGCCACGUGUUCACAGAUGACGCCCUCCACCUGAAUCUACGGCUUUUCCCAACAAUGAGGACUAAGUCUUUGGUCCCCUUGGGUCCUCCCAGCUCUUGGGGUCUGUACCCCCCUCCCAUCCUGCCAUGCAAUGGUCACCUCAGCCAUCUCUUCACCUGACCAUACUUUUUUGUGUGGGAGGUUGGUUACUGCACUGUCUGAUUGGAGACUGACCAGUAUGUCACAAGAAGUGUCCACGGUCAGUAGAAUGCUACAUUAAGUUAAGUCACAUGGUCCCCAGGGUCAGGCAGUCUGACUGCAGCAUGCCCCCUGGUGGCAGAGGUGCCAACAGAUUUCAAAUUAUAGUAAAAUGGAUCAUUAGCUCUAGCUUCUGAGGGGAGGGAGAGUCAGUUUUCUUUUAACAGAAGCCACUGGUAGGUUGACCUUGCUCCAUUGCAUGCUCACACAUGCAAGAGCACAUGUGUGGCACAGAGUGGACUUGAUGGCUUUUUUUUGUCUUGUAAUGUGUACACAUGUAUGUUUUCAUACCUACCAAUUGAGUAUGUAUGUCUUGGUCUCUGGGGUACGGACUGGCUCUCUGGACAACCAGAUUUGGAUGGGUGUCCUGUUAGCAUGCAGAUAUCACAUGACUUCCAGGAUGAAUCGAGUAUCCUGCCCCCGUGCAUGUACACUCCCCCCGUCCAUCCUGAGGGUGAGGCGGGUGGCAUGUGGGGGCCUGUGGGCAGAGGCCACCUUAUUGAGACAAACUUGUAAAGGUCCCACAAAAAUGAAACAUUUGUAAACAGCAGAAAAGACUUGAAUAAUUGCAAUAAAGUGUUGAACUUGAA